Messenger RNA from Porites evermanni, 1314 nucleotides. The record is from the annotation of a GenBank genome assembly. Lineage: Eukaryota; Metazoa; Cnidaria; Anthozoa; Scleractinia; Poritidae.
AUGUCAGAACCAACUUGUUCUGCUAGCUAUCAUGUGCUCAAAAGUGAUCCAGAACUAAACGAACCUCCAGCAUUGCUAGCAGAAGAUGAAUCCGAAGCAGACGACGAUGAAGGCACAAAUAAAUCUCCUUUGUGGAAGGCGUUAAUAAAUUUAAUGGGCGACCUCGAGGGUACAGGCACUCUCGCCCUACCUUAUGCGAUAUCGCAGAGUGGAUUAAUAGCAAUAUCAGGCUUGAUUAUCAUUCCAUUUAUCGCUUUCUACACUGGAGCAAUCUUGAUUGACUGCCUUUACGACCAGAACGAUGCUGGAGAAAGGGUUCGUGUCAGAUCCAACUAUAAACAACUUGGUGAAGCUUGUUCGUCGCGUUAUAGCGGUACCAUAGUUUCCGCUAUCCAACUAAUACAUCUUUUCCUUGUGGCAUCUCUGUACCUUGUACUAUGUGCUUCGCUUGCUACCGGUAUUUUUCCAGAUUUACCGCUGUCCGACAAAUUCUGGAUGUUUAUUGCAGCCGCUGUUGUUCUUCCUACCUUGUUUCUAAAGGAUUUCUCGCAAGUCGCUUGGUUGAGUUUGAUAAAUGUGAUAGGUUUUUAUAUAGCUGUGGUUACUGUUUUAUCCUAUGGGAUAACACAUCAUUUAUCGUGGAAUCCAAUUAUAAUCUCAGUAUUGGAUAUAGAGAGUGCACCUGUUUCCCUGGCAGUUAUCUCGUAUAGUUAUAUUUGCCACUCUACUUUGCCUGGCCUUGAGGCAAGUAUGGAAAACAAGUCGCAAUAUCGCCCAAUGCUCGGACUUGCUUUCUUCUUCGCUGCCAUCAUAAAGGUGAUCUUUUCAGUGUUUGCAUUUUUGUCCUUUAGUCCUAACAUCCAAGAAGUAAUCUCUAAUAGCCUUCCCAUGGGUGUUAUUCGCACCCUUGUCAACACGUCUUUAAUUUUGAGCGUAGUUUUUUCAUAUCCUUUUUUGGUAAUAUCUAUCAUACAAAUAAUCGAAGAUUCAGUGUCCGAAGAUUGUUUUUCACUCAAAAUACCUCGUAUUGUUUGGUUUGUUGGCAUUCGAGUUGCAACAAAUUUCCUUACUCUCCUUCCAGCAAUUUUAAUCCCACAUUUUGCGCUCUUUAUGGCUUUUAUUUCAAGUUUAACAGGAUCAGCGACAAUGUUUAUUUUACCGGCUCUUUUCCAUCUCAUUUUGAAAAAGAAAGAUCUAAAACUGUACCAUUAUAUUUUCGACAUUUUAAUUCUUAUCUUUGGUGUUUAUGUUGGAGUAGUAGGUUUGUUAUACACCGGGAAAUCAUUGUUUAAAACUAUCUUCCACGAUAAUUGA